Messenger RNA from Anopheles merus, 2151 nucleotides. RefSeq lists its product as uncharacterized. The record is from RefSeq and is a predicted model, not a curated record. The transcript has a single exon. The coding region runs from base 22 to 1191 and encodes 389 amino acids. Lineage: Eukaryota; Metazoa; Arthropoda; Insecta; Diptera; Culicidae.
AUCUCGAUCACAUCUCAUUCAAUGCUCUUAAAAAUUAAUCAAAAUACUAUAAGGCUUAAAAAUAUUGAAAAAAAAUUAUCGUGUGAUAGAAAGUUUCGCAGAUGUUUGCUUGAUCAUUACAGCGGUUCCGCUAAGUUUUGUUUUGAUAAGAUCAAGUAUUACCUAGAUUCAAUUCAGGAAACUGAACCCGUUUCAGAGCUAAAACGAAUUUUGAAGGAAGCGAGUGACAUAUACGCCAAUAUCCAAUCGCGCAUACAAUUUCAUCAAACAAACAAAAUUCAAGUUAAGUUUAAAACUUUGGCAAAACUAGCUAUCGUGUUCAACCGUUGGAAUCAAAACAAAAUGGAAACUUUCGAUAUCAAAACAGCCACCGCUUUGGUGCAAAUAUACGAUGGCAAUACAGAUGGUUUGGAAAAUUUUGUGGACUCUUCAAAUUUAUUAAAGGAAUUAUGUCCAAAAAAUCCACAAAUGUUGGUAAAAUUUUUAAAAACAAGAUUGAUAGGAAAGGCGCGUUUAGGACUGCCGCCUAAUAUUGACGAUUUUGACUCGUUAAUAAAUGAUAUACGGUCCAGAUGUCAAGAAAAACUUAAUCCAGAUAAAAUAAUAAGUCAAUUGAAAUCUAUUCGCCAGACGGAUACUAAAGCUCUUUGUGAUGAGGUUGAAUUACUCAGCACAAAAUUAAAAAACGUUUAUUUGCAGUUGCACAUUCCCGAAAAAGUUGCAAAUGACAUGUCAUUAAAGCAUGGGAUUAAUGCUCUGAUUGAAAAAGUUCAUAAUCAGGAAACAAAAAUUGUUUUAAAAGCAGGUCAAUUCGCAUCUGUUUCAGAUGCUUCAGAGAAAGUAUUAGAAAACGAAAGGAAUAGCAACGGUUCACAAAUAUUAGCCUUCAACAGAAACUACUAUGACAAUAGAAAAUUCGUUCGUAAUAAAUACCCGCCGAACACAUACAAUAGAUUCCAGCCAAACACAAAUAAUAGAUGGUUUUCCAAUAGAUCUCCUCUUGGUAAUAAUCAGGCAACUAGCAACAGAUUCCAAAACCAAAGAUAUUCUAAUAACUCUUUCAGAAAACAAUUUCCAAAUACAAAUACUCGUAGAGUCUACAAUACACAAGCUGCAGAAGAGGAACAUUUUUUAGGGGUACCACAGGCGUUAGAAGAAAUCAUUCAACCUACAAACGAUGGUCAACAUUAGCGAUAAACUUAAAUGCUAAUAACUUUAUCAAAAUUAAAGUAGAAAUGGCAAUGGGUGAAAUAAGCAUAUUAAUUAUCGACACGGGAGCAGACGUGUCAUUGUUCAAAGUUGAUAAAAUAAAACCAACACAGCAAGUCUACGCGCAAAAUAGGAUAAACUUAACAGGCAUAACAACCGAAUCGGUAUCAACAUUAGCAACUACUAGCACUAAUAUAACAUUCGGAAAUGCUUCUAUUAACCACACUUUUCAUAUCAUUCCUGCAGAAAUAGAUAUCACAGCGGAUGGUAUUUUGGGAAGAGAUUUUUUCACUAAACAUAGAUGUGUUAUAGAUUAUGAGCACUGGCUUUUAAAUUUCAAUUGUUACGGUGUUACAAUCAGCCACCCUAUUGAAGAUAGUAUCAAUGAUGGUUUCAUAUUGCCUCUACGCAGUGAGGUUAUCCGAAAGAUAAAUUUGCCCGACCUCGUUGAAGACUCUAUUGUCCUUGCGAGCGAAAUAUUACCAGGAGUAUUUUGUGGCAACUCUGUGGUAUCAAAACAAAACCAAUAUGUAAAAUUUGUAAACACCACUGAAAGCAAUGUGUAUAUUGAAAAAGAUUCAUUUAAACCACAGAUUGACCCGCUGAAAAAUUAUAUUCAGAAAAAUUUAAAAUUUAAAAGCACUAAAGCAAAUGAAUCUAAAAUAAAAACAUUAUUGAGCAAAAUCGAUAGUCAGAAUGUUCCUAAAUAUAUAAUCCCUCAUUUAGAAAAAAUAUUAUCCGAGUACCACGAUAUUUUCUGCACCGAUAAUGAUCAAAUCCCAAUUAAUAAUUUUUACGAGCAAUCGAUACAAUUGAAAGAUAACGUACCAUGUUACAUUCCGAAUUAUAAGCAAAUAUAUUCUCAAAGUGACGAGAUAAAAAAUCAGGUUGAUAAAAUGCUUAAAAAUAACAUAAUAGAGCAUUCGGUUUCUCCAUAUAAUU